AGAUUACGUGUACGUAAGCUCGUAUAUAGACUUUCGAAGGGUCGAGAAAGACAAACCGACAUUCGCCCUCUUUUUCGAAUCCCCGAAACUGUCCGAAGCGCCGGAGCUCACAUAUACGUGACUGUGCAUUAGUGUGCGUAAGUGGAGGGGCAGUUCCUUUGAGAAUCGGCUGCUGUCUGGUAACACUGAAUAUACACAGUAUAAAACAGUCAUUUUUAUAUUUGCUUUCCGAUAGUGACUAACUAAGAAUAAAUUUGUAUAUCCCUGUUUCAAUUCACCCCUCGUGUAGUCGAAUAUACGUUUAAUAUUAACGUAAUUUAACACUUACGUUAUUGUAUUCCGUGUAUUUUUAUUACAGUUUAUAUUUACAAAGCUAUUAAGUAAUGUAUAUUUGUGUAAAACAGUAGUUGAUUGGUAUACUUUCGUUAUAACAAAUGUGUUAAGUAUACGCGCGCAAUUUUACUUGUAUGUGAAAAUUAUUUUAAUGUAUAAUUAGUAAUUAAGAUUAUGGCGUCAGGUUUGGAAAGUUACGUGAAUCAUACUGUUUCGAUUAUCACAUCUGAUGGCAGAAACUUUAUCGGUACAUUAAAAGGUUUUGAUCAAACCAUUAAUAUAAUAUUGGAUGAAUCACACGAACGAGUAUAUAGUACAACACAAGGUGUAGAACAAGUUGUAUUAGGUUUACACAUCAUCAGAGGUGACAAUGUGGCAAUUGUAGGAGAAUUGGAUGACGAGAUGGAUGCACGUUUGGAUCUGUCGGGUAUAAGAGCUGAUCCUCUAAGUUCAAUUGUACAUUAAUGAAAUAUGGUUAUAAUUAUAAUUAUUAUGAUAUAAAAAUAAUAAUGAUAAUUUAAUAAGAAUCUGUAACAGUGAAGUAUAGUUGAUUGAAAGUACUUCUAAUAUAGGUUAUUUAUAUAUUGUAUAAAACUUGUUUUUAUAUCCAUAUUUGGAGUACUUAUAUUUUAAA
Messenger RNA from Colletes gigas, 967 nucleotides. Its product is annotated as U6 snRNA-associated Sm-like protein LSm8. Bases 508 to 798 code for a protein of 96 amino acids. NCBI's taxonomy places the organism in Eukaryota, Metazoa, Arthropoda, Insecta, Hymenoptera, Colletidae. Gene Ontology annotation, biological process: mRNA splicing, via spliceosome. The record is from RefSeq and is a predicted model, not a curated record. The transcript has 4 exons. Gene Ontology annotation, molecular function: RNA binding. Gene Ontology annotation, cellular component: precatalytic spliceosome; U6 snRNP; U4/U6 x U5 tri-snRNP complex.